AUGGACCACAGGCUCUGCAGAAGCAGCUGGGCACCGCUGACUGGGCUGGUGGUGUGUCUGCUGUUAUGCGCGUGUGUAGUGGAUCUGGUCCUUGCGCAGAUUCGUUACUCUAUUCCGGAGGAACUGGAGCACGGCGCAUUCGUCGGUAAUAUCGCCGAGGACUUGGGCUUGGACGUGGCCAAGCUGUCCGCACGCCGGUUCCGUAUCGUCUCUGGUGCCAAAAAGCAGUACUUAGAAGUCAACUUGGAAAACGGCAUUUUAUUCGUCAACGAGAAGAUAGACCGGGAGGAGCUGUGUGAGCGGAGCCCGAGCUGUUUCUUACACUUGCAAGUGGUCAUUGAAAACCCGCUAGAACUGUACAGAGUAGAGGUGGAGAUUUUGGACGUGAACGACAACUCGCCCAGCUUUCCUUGGAGCGAGUUUAAUAUUGACAUUACAGAGUCGGCUGCGCCCGGCUCCCGUUUCCCGUUAGAGAGCGCACAGGACCAGGACGUGGGCAUCAACUCCCUCCGCUCGUACCAGCUAAGUGCUAACGAGCACUUCGUGCUGAAUAUCCAGACUCGCAAUGACGGGAGCAAGUUUGCCGAACUAGUGCUGGACACGCCUCUGGACCGGGAGCAGCAGAAGAUGCACGAGAUGGUGUUGACCGCUUUUGACGGGGGCUCCCCGGAGCGCUCCGGGACAGCGCUGAUAACGAUCACAGUAUUGGAUGCAAACGAUAACGUGCCCGUGUUUGAUCGAUCCGUUUACCGCGCGAGUCUAGUGGAGAACGCGCCGAGGGGGACACUGGUGUUGAAACUGAAUGCCACAGAUUUGGACGAGGGCUCGAACGGGGAAGUCACCUACGCGUUCAGCGGCCACGCUCCUCUCAAGGUGCGCGAGUUGUUCAGCGUGGACCCGUACACGGGCGAGAUCCGAGUAAAAGGUGUGGUGGAUUACGAGAAAGCGAGCGUGUACGAGCUGUACGUGCAGGCUAAAGACAGAGGUCCCUCGGCUGUAGCGGUGCACAGUAAAGUGCUAGUAGACAUCCUGGAUGUGAACGAUAACGCGCCUGAAGUCAUCCUCACCUCGGUGUCUACUCCCGUCCAGGAGGACGGGCCACCCGGCACGGUGAUAGCCGUUAUCAGUGUCAUGGAUCGGGACUCAGGAGAGAACGGGAACGUGGACUGCAAAAUCCCCAGCAACGUCCCCUUUCAGCUCCAUUCGUCUUUUAAAAACUAUUACACCCUGGUGACCAGCGAGUUUUUGGACAGGGAAUUGGUGUCCGAGUACAACAUCACCCUCACCGCCCGCGACUUGGGCUCUCCGUCGCUCUCUACCAGGAAAACCAUCCUCGUUCAAGUGUCUGACAUUAACGACAACCCCCCACGGUUCGCGCAGCCUUCCUACACGGUAUAUGUGACGGAGAAUAAUGCCCCCGGCGCUUCCAUUUGUUCAGUAAAUGCGUUCGACCCCGAUUCUAAUCAGAACGCCUAUCUGUCUUAUUCUAUUCUGGAGGGUCAGAUCCAGGGCAUGCCCGUGUCCACUUACGUCUCCAUCAACUCCGACAACGGCAAUAUCUACGCUUUGCGCUCCUUUGACUACGAGCAGCUGAGAAACUUUCAGAUCCAGGUCCAGGCACAGGACGCCGGCUUCCCCCCUCUCAGCAGCAACGUCACCGUCAACGUUUUUGUUUUGGACCAGAAUGACAACGCUCCGGUCAUUGUAUCACCGCUACCCAAGAACGGAUCUGUGGCCACGGAGGUCGUCCCCCGGUCAGUCGAUGCCGGUUACCUGGUCGCCAAAAUCACGGCGAUGGACGCGGACGCGGGCCAAAACUCGCGCCUGUCCUACCAAAUGCUGCAAGCCACGGACCCGAGCCUUUUCAGUGUGGCUCUGUACACAGGGGAAAUACGGACUAUUCGCCGUUUGGUAGAAAAGGAUGCGACGAGGCAAAGGCUUGUCAUAUUAGUGAAGGACAACGGGCAGCCGCCACUCUCCGCCACCGUCUCCAUCCUCCUCUCCGUGGUGGACAGCGUGCCGGAGUCGCUGUCAGAUUUCGGUGACCUCACGCUCAGCCCGCAGCCCCCCUCCAACCUCGCCCUCUAUUUGAUCGUGUCACUGAGCACCAUCUCCCUGAUAUUCCUGGUAGCUAUCAUCGUGCUGGCCGCGGUCAAGUGCUACAAGGACAGGGAGACGCUGAGCGGGUACAACCUCCCUCCGCUCGCUUGCUGCUGCUGCGGGGGCUUCCAGCCCGAGCCCCCCCCGGAGGUUUUCAAGAAAUCCAACCUCAACCUGCAGAUUUCAACAGCAGCCAAAGUGCCGACGAACUGCAUGGAGGUGAAUACGAACAGCAGUCUUUCCCAAUCCUAUUGUUAUAAAGCGUGUCUGACCCCCGAAUCGGCUAAAAGUGACUUUAUGUUCCUGAAGCCGUGCAGCCCGAGCAGCGCGCCGCGCAACAACGAGGCGAAGAGCGCGGACAACUCGUGGAAUGCGCCAAGCCGGAGCGCGUCCGUCAACAACGGAGCCACCACUCCAAACGAGCUCAAGCAGCCGAACACAGACUGGACACUCACAAAGAAUCAGAACUCUUCAAUUAAGAGCUAUAACUCUAUCAACAUGGAUGGUACGCUGAUGCGCAAGGCCAUGCAUGCAGACCCAGAUAACUAUGUCACCUCCAUGACUCCUGGACAGUACUGGACCUGGGGUACUCAUGCGAGAGGUAUGAAAGACUACAAGAUGUCUCCUCCAGCAGGGGUCCCACCUCGCGCCUGGACACCCCGGUGCACGCCUCCGCCCCAGCAGCAGCAGCCAUCGCUCCCACCUCAUGCCCACCCACACCCACACCCACACCCACACCCUCACCCUCCACCGGACUACCAGCACAACGUCUACAUACCCGGGACCCCCUCGGGCUUCUGCACCCUGAGGCCCACUGUGCAGCGUAGCGAGCUGGACGUACACAACUCCUUCUCCACCUUCGGUAAGAGGAGACGUCUCCAGAUGUCCCCCCAAGGAGAGGCUGCCAUUAUCAACAACGACUUGUACAACGACUGA
This is a messenger RNA of Lampris incognitus (smalleye Pacific opah), 3036 nucleotides long. RefSeq lists its product as uncharacterized. The record is from RefSeq and is a predicted model, not a curated record. The coding region runs from base 1 to 3036 and encodes 1011 amino acids. Gene Ontology annotation, cellular component: plasma membrane. The transcript is spliced from 4 exons. Gene Ontology annotation, molecular function: calcium ion binding. Lineage: Eukaryota; Metazoa; Chordata; Actinopteri; Lampriformes; Lampridae. Gene Ontology annotation, biological process: homophilic cell-cell adhesion.